AUGAGAUAAAAAUCUCAAACUGUUCAUGAAGGAGGAUUGAAAAAAUUAUAAGCGGUAGAUUAUGAAAAAUGCAUAUAUAAUUGUUUAUUAAUCAAACAAAAAUUUAUAGGAAGAGGUCCAAGGUACAUUUAUUUGUUUAAGAAUCAAAUUUGUAUAGGAAAGUCUCCUUUUGUGUAGAUUCCUGAGCGUUAAUUCCAAAUCAAUUAGGAUAUGAGAAUAUAGUGGUCCUACAAGAAAAACCAAUUAAAAUCAGUAAUAUUUUAAGUAGGUGGAGAGCAAUUUGAAUAUUUUGGUACCAAUGAAUAACUAAGAGAACUUAAACAAAAAAUUGCUCUUUAUGUAUUUUAGGUCAAAAUAUAAGAUGAAUAUCAAGCUGAGUCAAUUUUAGGGAAGGGAUCAUACGCAACUGUUUUGGAAUUAUCGAGUUUAUAAUGUUAAAAACAAUAUGCAGCCAAAUGCAUAGAUUAAUAACGUAUCAAUGAAAAAAAAAAUGGAUAUAAACAAUUACUUUAGGAAAUAGAGACUAUGCGUAUUUUAUCGGAAAUCAAGCAUUAAAAUAUUCUAUAAUUGCAUGAACUCUAUAUAGGGAACCAAAAUUACUAUUUGGUAAUGGAGUUGGCCAAAGGAGGAUCACUGUUAUCAUUGAUGAAAAAGCGUUAAACACUGUUCAGUAGAUCUGAUAUUAGAAUAAUAAUGAAAUAAUUAUUAGAGGGUUUAGCGUUUAUUCACAGUCAUAACAUAAUGCAUAGAGACCUUAAGCCAGAAAAUAUUUUAUUCAUGAAUAAGGAUUUGGAAUCCUUGGUUAUAGCUGACUUCGGAUUAGCAUAAUCAGUAGAUUCCCAUCCAUACACAUAUCCGAAAUGUGGCACUCCAGGAUUUGUGGCUCCUGAAAUUUUAGAAUAGGAUUCAGAUUAAGCUAAAUACUCAGUUCUAUGUGAUAUUUUUAGUGCUGGAGUAAUCUUAUAUAUUCUAUUAAUAGGGGAACCUCUAUUUGAAAAGAAGGACAGGAAGGAAUAACUGGAAUUGAAUAGAAAAUGCGAUAUCAAUUUCAGUAAGUUUAGUCAUGAUUAAUUGAAUGAUAUUGAGAAAGAUCUUUUGAUUAAGAUGCUAUCUAGGAAUCCUGAAUUCAGAUGGUCGGCAAAUAGUUUAUUAAAACAUAAAUUUUUUGUUUCUGAUGAUUAAAUCGAGAGUGAAAUAGAUUUCUAUAAACUCAAUAAUAUGGCCAUUCUGAAGAAAUCCAUGAUGCCAACAUUUCUCAAAAAUCCAUUUAUGUAGAACAAUUGCAAGAAUCAGCCUACAACAAGAGAUAAAUCAAUAUCACUAAUCAAUAGAUAAAGAAAUUGCACUUUAGUAAUGCAAACUAAUUUGAGAUUUGAUAAAUCUUCAUAAGAAUAAUUGAACAUUGAUUAGGUAGUUGGUAUAGGCUCUUUUGGAUUGUUUAAAGAUGAGAUUAACUAAAAGAACUUUUGA
This is a messenger RNA of Paramecium tetraurelia, 1470 nucleotides long. RefSeq lists its product as uncharacterized. Gene Ontology annotation, cellular component: cytoplasm; nucleus. NCBI's taxonomy places the organism in Eukaryota, Ciliophora, Oligohymenophorea, Peniculida, Parameciidae. Gene Ontology annotation, biological process: mitotic DNA damage checkpoint signaling; protein phosphorylation. The transcript has 4 exons. The record is from RefSeq and is a predicted model, not a curated record. Gene Ontology annotation, molecular function: protein serine/threonine kinase activity; ATP binding.